This is a messenger RNA of Chara braunii, 2583 nucleotides long. The record is from the annotation of a GenBank genome assembly. NCBI's taxonomy places the organism in Eukaryota, Viridiplantae, Streptophyta, Charophyceae, Charales, Characeae.
GGAUAACAAGUACUCCAUCAAGGACCUUGAAACGAUGACUCAAGAUGAGGAUGAGAGUGUACGGGCCUUUCGGAUGCGCUUCCAGAAGAUCUCCGACGUGCUGAUGAAGAAGGGGAAGAUCUCAGAGGUCGAACAUUGUACUAUCUUCAUCGGACACCUAUCCAAAGGUAGACAAAAGAGUAUACUUAGAAAUCUUCCGCGCGACAAGCUUGACUUCCUAGAAGUCCUAAAGCUCGCGAUAAAGGCAGAGGCAGACGACUACAAGGACUUAGUGUGGAGAGGGAUGAGGAGACGUGACUUCUCUCUCUACAAGGAGUAUGCCACAGAUAGAUGCCCUGAUUUCAAGGACCUCCCUUGGUCGGAGAAGAGUGAAGCCGUGACCGAGGAAGUGAAGGAGACAAGGGACAUGGUAAAGGGAUUGACAAGACAGGUUACAGAGAUUGUGACAAGCACAGGAGCCAUGACUUACCGGGACAAACCUGGAGGGCCCUAUUCACUUCGUUGGGAUCAGAGGAACACCGAUUCCUGGAGGAGUGCCGAGGACAGAAAUCCUCGCACGCUGACUGAUUAUCGUACGAGGGAAAGGGAGAGAGACGAUGAGCCGUGGCGACGUAGGGAUGAUGAGAUAGACCAGGACCGCAGAGCUCGCGAGACGUAUGGGCGAGCUAGGAGGCUGGAUGAUUACUCGCGUAGCCCUCGUUAUGAGGCCGAUCGGGGUAGAGGCGACUCUAGAGGCUGGUGGGAGUCGGAUCAGGGCCAACGAGACGGAUACAGGGACUGCAGAUAUGAGAGAUCAGACCGGGAUGGAUAUAGGGACGAAAGAUAUGAGAGGAUGGAUCGAGAUGGCUACGGAGGUGGCAGAUAUGAGAGAGGAGGUCGAGACGUGGACCAACGGGACGACUCGCGCAGAUGGUAUGACCGCGGGGGAUACGAGAGAGAGCGGCGCGACGAUUCACGGGGGUGGUACAGCCGAGGAGAUCGGCGCGAUGAGACACGCAGGCGAUAUGACGCUGGGGACCGCCGAAACGAUUCACGGGAACGAUAUGAGUCAGGAGGAUCUGGGGGAGACCGCCGCAACGAUUCGCACGAUCGGAAUGAGAGAGGGGGAUAUGGCGCCUCAUCAGAGCCGUAUCCCAAGUCACCUGACUCCAGAGCGGCGAGAGGUACAACCUCAAGAGGCACGGACGACAGACCACCCACCCCUAGGAACUCUUGCGUCUACUGUAGAGGGGAUGAUCAUAUCAAGAGAGAUUGCCCGGACCUCAAACGGGCAAUAGAUGAGGGGCUUGUUGUGCUUGACGACCGCAAGUACGUCAAGCGAGCAGAUGAUCUGAGAGAUGUAUCGAUGUUCCCUUCGAUGAAGGAGAAUGUCGAGGCAAGGAGAGUAAAGCCGAGUAGAGGGAAGGAACUGGUCAGGAGUCAGAGCAUCAAGAUAACUUUUGAGGGGGAUAUAGCGACCACACCCAUAAGGGUGGCAGCCACCAAGUCCGCGAGAGGAUCUACAUCGAAGAAGACCGACACAGAUUACGUGAUGGCGGAGAAGGACGGCGGGCAGCAGAUCGAUGGAGGAGGUUAUUCUUUCGCCGCGAAAGCGGGGAGUAAAGAACCCAUGCAGUGCUCUAUUCUGGAGUACCUGGCGGCAUCUAAGCCAACUCGCAAUGAGUUACAUAUGAUCACACGAAAGACUCGCAUACCUCUAUCAGAGGAGGCUAAGGGGGCCCCUAAGGCUGAAGCUCCUACCGUAGCAGUAACGGGGGGGACUGCCAGAGCGGAUCGCAUGGCGACAGUCCUUCUUGAUGAGAUGGAAGGUGUGCCACCAGACAAGUUUUACAGACUUGGUAGUGGGGCCGUGGAGACGAUCAUAAACGAUGGAGCGGUACUAGAUGCUGUGAUCGAUAACGGCAGUGAGGCUGUCAUUAUAGACGAGGAUCUGGCAGUACAGGUUGGACUGGGCCUCGAUAGGUCAUACCAAUUCGAGAUAGAGACUGCUGAUGAGAGAAAGCAACAGAUCACUGGGGUUUGUCACAAGGCAGCCAUAGAGGUCCAAGGGGUACGAGUGACCCUGCCCGUCUUUGCGGUCAAGAACUGCAGCUCUGAUCUGCUCUUGGGAAGAACGUGGUUGAGCCAUGUGCAUGCGGUGACGAUAGAACGACCGGAUGGAAGCCAGACGUUGUCCAUUAAGAAGCUAGAUGGGACGAGGGUUAUGAUUGAGACGGUGGAGCCUCGGGAUCCAAGGAACAGAGCAGCUCUCGCAGUGGGAGCAAGAUCCAGUGAUCAGAUUAAGUCAUUACCUAUCUCUGGCCGCGCGGUACGAUUUCGCGAGAAGAAGUAUGGACCACUGCUCACAGAGGAAGAAGGUCGGAUCGUGGAAGUGGAAGAUUUAGGGGGUCGGCUGUUAGUGGACGGCAACUCGUACCCAAAGGAGACAGAUGAGGAAUUUGGUGAGGCCCUAUGGGGGGCUACCCGAGCGUCACAAGCGAGUAGCUAAAAAAGUUAAGCCAGCGGCAGUGGGCCGCGAGCGAUCUCCAUUGGAAGGGAUAUCGGAAGAAAAGAUCGCAAAAGAAAUCAAAGAAAGAAAGAAAA